Caretta caretta (loggerhead turtle) is the source of this 8515-nucleotide messenger RNA. RefSeq names its product trafficking kinesin protein 1 (gene TRAK1). Gene Ontology annotation, biological process: protein targeting; endosome to lysosome transport; anterograde axonal transport of mitochondrion. The record is from RefSeq and is a predicted model, not a curated record. NCBI's taxonomy places the organism in Eukaryota, Metazoa, Chordata, Testudines, Cheloniidae. Gene Ontology annotation, molecular function: GABA receptor binding; myosin binding. Gene Ontology annotation, cellular component: cytoplasmic vesicle; dendrite; mitochondrion.
AGACAGGGUUGCGUUUCUGUUUGCCAGACCCAGUCUCCAGCACUGGUCCCCCUGAUGGCAGUUUGUACAUCCCUGUGAAACCUGCCAAGCUGGACGCCACAGCUUUGCACGACUGCACUUUGGCUGCCACUGUGCCCCCUUCAGAGCCAACAAACCAUGCAGUCCUCGCCUGUGACACAGGCAUCCAUGAAGAGCACUAUGUAAGUGAAGCAGUGGAAGAUGAUGUGCCGGACUACAGAGAAUACAGAGAUGCCUGCACCAUUACUGAUGUGUGCAAUAGUACUGAUCUUCCUGAAGUUGAAAUCAUCAGUCUGCUGGAAGAACAGCUGCCCCAUUACAAGCUGAGAGCAGAUACAAUCUAUGGUUAUGACCACGACGACUGGCUUCACACGCCUCUCAUUUCUCCUGAUGCCAGUAUCGACUUAACAACUGAGCAAAUAGAAGAGACGCUGAAAUACUUCCUUUUAUGUGCUGAAAGAGUGGGCCAGAUGACUAAAACAUACAAUGACAUAGAUGCUGUUACACGACUUCUAGAAGAGAAAGAGCGGGAUUUAGAAUUAGCUGCUCGAAUUGGCCAGUCAUUGUUAAAGAAGAAUAAAUCACUAACCGAGAGAAAUGAAUUCCUUGAGGAACAAGUAGAGCAUAUCAGGGAAGAGGUUUCUCAGUUGCGCCAUGAACUGUCCAUGAAGGAUGAGCUGCUUCAGUUUUAUACCAGUGCUGCUGAGGAAAGUGAGCCAGAGUCCAUCUGCUCAACACCGUUGAAGAGGAAUGAGUCUUCCUCCUCCGUCCAGAACUAUUUUCACUUGGAUUCUCUUCAAAAGAAACUCAAGGACCUGGAAGAGGAGAAUGUUGUGCUUAGAUCAGAGGCCUGUCAGCUGAAGACUGAAACAAUUACUUACGAAGAGAAAGAACAGCAGCUUGUAAAUGACUGUGUGAAAGAGCUGAGGGAUGCAAACAUCCAGAUUUCCAGUAUCUCGGAGGAGUUAGCAAAGAAAACUGAAGAUGCUGCCCGGCAGCAGGAAGAGAUCACCCAUCUCCUUUCUCAGAUAGUUGAUCUGCAGAAAAAGGCAAAAUCUUGUGCAGUCGAAAAUGAAGAACUUGUCCAGCAUUUGGGAGCAGCUAAAGAUGCCCAGCGUCAGCUCACGGCAGAAUUGCGGGAGCUGGAAGACAAGUAUGCAGAGUGCAUGGAAAUGCUUCAUGAGGCGCAGGAGGAGCUGAAGAACCUUCGGAACAAGACCAUGCCGAAUGCCAUAUCACGUCGCUAUCACUCGCUAGGCCUCUUCCCCAUGGACUCUUUGGCAGCAGAGAUAGAAGGAUCAAUGCGAAAAGAACUGCAACUGGAUGAGCCAGACUCUCCUGACAUAACUCACCAGAAGCGGGUCUUUGAGACUGUGAGAAACAUAAACCAGGUUGUCAAGCAGAGAUCCCUGACUCCAUCUCCAAUGAAUAUCCCAGGAUCUAACCAGUCUUCUGCAAUGAACUCAGUCAUUUCUAGCUGUACCAGCACUCCACGUUCCAGUUUCUAUGGGGGAGACAUCUCCAACAAUGUGAUAGACAACAAGACCAAUAGCAUCAUUCUAGAAACAGAAUCCUCUGACAUUGGAAAUGAAGACAAGAAUAAGAAGCCUGGAACUCCGGGGACACCUGGUUCUAGUGACUUGGAGACAGCUCUUCGAAGGUUGUCUCUUCGGCGAGAGAAUUACCUCUCAGAGCGGAGGUUCUUUGAAGAAGAACAGGACAGGAAGUUACGGGAACUGGCGGAGAAGAGUGAAGGGAGAAGUGGUUCCAUUACACCAACAGAGAGCAUCAUGUCAUUGGGAACUCACUCCAGGUUUUCAGAAUUCACUGGAUAUUCAGGAAUGUCCAUCAGCAGUCGCUCCUACCUGCCAGAGAAACUUCAAAUUGUGAAGCCCCUUGAAGGUUCAGCCACUCUGCAUCAUUGGCAGCAGCUAGCUCAGCCUCACCUGGGCGGAAUCUUAGACCCAAGGCCUGGGGUUGUCACUAAAGGCUUCAGAACUCUGGACCUUGACCUCGAUGAAGUGUACUGCCUUAAUGAUUAUGAAGAAGAUGAGACAGGUGACAUUUCUUACAAGGGCCUAACUACCUCGACGCCAAUUCAGCACACAGAGACCUCAGGUGAGAGGUCACAAGCACAAGUGACUGUUUCAGACAGCAAGAAUAAUCCAAGCCAGUCUCAGGCUUUCACAGAGGAGAUGCAGGAGUCCACGACUGCCGAUGAUGAGGGGUCUGUACAUCAUCCUGGGAAGUGCAUGUCACAAACCAACUCCACCUUCACCUUCACCACCUGCCGCAUUCUGCACCCUUCUGAUGAGCUCACACGAGUCACUCCAAGCCUUAAUGCGGCACCUACUCCAGCUUGCGGCAGCCUUGGCAAUUUGAAAGGCACUCCGGUCGCUACCCCAUGCACCCCUCGGCGUCUAAGCUUGGCAGAAUCCUUCACUAACCUUCGGGAAUCCACAACUACGAUGAGCACAUCCUUGGGCCUGGUGUGGCUGCUUAAAGAACGAGGGAUCUCAGCAGCAGUGUACAAUCCACAAAGCUGGGAGAGGGCCAGCAGGGGCACCAUCCUGAACCCGUACUCUCCUAAAAUGGCGAUCAUUCCUUCCACUCCUCCGAACUCACCUAUGCAGACUCCCUCUUCUUCCCCACCCGCUUUUGAGUUCAAGUGCACCAGCCCUCCAUAUGACAACUUCCUCGCUUCCAAACCUGCUAGUUCCAUUUUGAAGGAGGUGAGAGAGAAAAAGAACAUCAGGAACAGUGAGAGUCAGACCGAUGUGUCUGUCUCCAACCUUAACCUUGUGGACAAAGUAAAGCGGUUUGGAAUUGCCAAAGUAGUUAGCUCGGGGCAAACGCAAGCGCCUCCCUUAACUGAUGACGAGGGACCUCUUCUCUGUGGGGCUCAAGGACCAGUAAGGGCCUUUGUUCCCCGAGGCUUGGCCCCAGAAGGCCUUCAGUUGGGCUGCCCUUCUGCAACAAGUGCCAUUGGCGGUAUUCAGCUGAACACUGGCAUUCGAAGGAAUCGGAGCUUCCCAACCAUGGUGGGUUCCAGCAUGCAGAUGAAGGGCCCUGCAACUCUCACUUCUGGCAUCCUAAUGGGAGCCAAGCUCCCUAAGCAAACUAGCUUACGAUGAAGGACUUAAUUUUUAUGGCUAGUCUUUUAAAGAGAUACCAAGAACCUGCCUGCAAUUUUUUUUUUCUUCCAUUGCCUCCUGAGUUUGACAAAUCAACUUUGUGCCUAAUGGGAGAAGUGUGUAAACUUUGUACAAUUUGUAAAUAUGUACCAGAUAUAUUGUAACGAAUUUGUUUAUUUUACUGUUCAGUUGAGUGCAAAAUGUUCUGACACUGCAGUUGCUGUAUUAGGGUUUAACUUGCUAACCUUCUGAAAGGUGGUUGUUUUUUUUAAAGAUGCACUGAAGGUGGGGGGAGGAACCCAACAAUCCAUGGAUAGAAGAAAAUGAAUUCUGUAGCUAGCCUAACUUGACCUAGCAUAGCAAGAUUAUUGACCAUGUUACCUGAGACAUUGGAAUAACAGCAGCAGGGAGCAUUUGUGCUUUGGUAAGUGCUAAACAGAGUAGUCAGCUUAGCAUCUGUGUUAAUUUCAUUUUGCCAUUGUGGAUGAAGUGGGUUAUCCGAGCGUGUGGCUGUUAUGCUUGAAUAGAUGAGACAUUUUUUUGUUUUGUUUUUUUUUCCUGGUAUGAUAAACUUGAACUAGUACUGUGUUUUGAGGUCAACGGGCCUGCUACGUGCCUGGAAAAAUGACACAUUUCCACUACUGCUGUUUCUUCUGGCACAUCUGUAUUCUGUGUGAUUCACUUUAUUAUUUUCAAUAUUGCACUGGACUGUGGAAGGAAAAAUGCUUUACAUUGUGUUCUCUUGCUGAUACUGAAAAUCACACCUUACAAACUAUCCUUAAAGAGAUUAGUUUUCACACUUCACAAGAUAACAUGGCAACCACUUCCUGGGAGCCAGAGUCACUGAAUAGAUCGGAAAACAGUCUUGUUUGAAAAGAUUGUUUAGCAAAAGCAGUCUUUGAAACAGGUGUGUGCUUGAAAUAUCAUGCAGGGAAGAACCACAAAAGUAUUUAGUAACAGAAUAUGGUACAAGCAAGGGAAAGCAGCUUUUGACCUUAUAUUUACCUUUUCGCUACAGGUUUUAUAUAUCUAAAGAAAUCAAUCCACUAAGUGGUUUUAUAACAGGGUGAGAAUAUUUUCUACUUAGCUUUCAUCAUUUUUCAUAGAAACCUGUUUCCAUCCAGGUGUUGUAAACUUGCCAGAAGUAACAGCCAUUUGAAAACAUUUUUAUCCCCCCGCUAUAAUAAGCCCAUAUGCUUUCAAUCAGGAAAGUCCAGUAUUUGUUAGAAUUUUCUUUCCUGUCCCGCCCAAUUUUAUGCUAGGUGCUUGCAGGAAUAUUUGUUAGCUCUUAAAAUAGAAAUGGACAAAAAAGAUCUUAUUCCCGUGGCCAAGAAAAGAUUGUUUUUGAGCUUUGAUUUAAAAAAUCAGGACCUUCUUUUUUCCUUGUAGUCUCUGUGAAGUUUAAAACCAAGCAGCCCGUUUAUUUAUUGCCACUACUACUGCACUACAUGUAAUUGCCGCAAAUUGCUAUGUGUACCAGACUGUUACUAAAUCAUUAGCACUGAUAAUUUCUUGUAUGAAUGGAACUGUCUUUUAGUCUUUGUUACAAGAGAAGGAUGCCUUUGAAUGAAGUAGAUAUUACAAUAGUGCAGUGAUAUUUUGAGAGAAAACACAUGAGCCAAAUACUGCAUGUGUUUGAAGACUUCUAUUUAUUCUGUGAACUUUAAAAAAAGUUUUAGUAAAAUGUCAUCAGCUCCAUUUGCUGUUGUAUAUGUGCACUUAUUGCAAGUAACUUUAAAUCUUUUUAUUUGAAUGUAUCUUUAAAACUAGAUAGAAUAACAAUUAGAUCUGAAAAAUCAUUGAUUUUUAUGGGCCAUUUUAUGUACCCAGAGAGAGAGAGAGCAAUACCAUAUGAGAAUUAAAAAUGUAAAAGCUAAUCAUGCAAUUUGGAAAGUAUAUUAUUAUUUAGCCUUUAAGUAAACAAUAGGAGCUGUCCAAUCACCAGAAAGCAGGUGUAACACAUCAGAAAGAUAAAAUUUAAAUUUUCUUCACUAAUGAAUAUCAAUAAAAUAAAAUAAAUGUGGUAUUGUUGUGUAUUACUCAGUUUUAUCCUUGGGUUUUUAAGGUGAUAAAUACUUCCACCUCAAAAUGCCAUAUUGCUUCUUGAGUGAGCAAAAGGAAUGUAAGCUCAUGUGGCUUUUAAUAUUUGUGGUGACUAAACUAUGCUAAAUAUAAAACUGGUUUAAAAAGAACCAAAAAAGGGAACGGGAAUUAUUUUUCCCAGUAUUUUUCAACCAACUGUAGAGAACUGGAUGAAGUUUUGGUUGUUGGGGGUUUUUUUGGUUUGUUUGUUUUUUAAUUUCAACAUUUUGUCCAGUAAAGCCCAAGCCCCAGAAAGAUAAUACAUUUGGACUUUAUACAGUGUGUGUAUAUUCUGUUCAGAGCAGGUCAUGAACUCUCCCUGAUUAUGGGCUAUAUAAAAAUGGUAAUGUUUAAACAUCCAAGUAUAGAGAUGGUGUGUGAGGCCAGGGGAGUCCAGCAGGGACCUGGGUCAGGUCUAGUCGUAUUUAGUAUCUUCAUUAUUGAUUUGUAAGAGGAAAUAAACACCACAUUAAUGAAUUUUGCAAGUAAUAUUAAAUUGAAAGAUGGUACAAAUACCAGUGAGGGCAGAGUAAUAAAACAAAAGGAUCCAUUAGAUUAGAUUAGACAGAUGGACAGAGAAUCAGAGUGUGAUUCAACUUGGACAAAUGCAGUCUGAAAUAUCUGGAAAGAAACAAUCUAAAUGCCAGAUAUUCUUUGGGGAGGAAGAAACCUGGAGAAAAGUAAUGCCAAGAGAGAGUUGGGAGGAUUUGCAUCAUAUCAAAUUAGACAUGAGUUUGCAAUGUGAUGUGGCAGUUGCAAAGAAAAGAUGGGUGAAAUUACAGGCUGCAUACAUAGAGACAUGCUAUCAAUGAAUAGAGCGUAAUAGAUUUCCUCUCUGCAGCUCCAUUGCGACUCUGCCAGAAAUUGUGUUCCGUUCUAGGAAUCUCAUUAUCAAAGAGAGUGAUUAAUUGGAAGGAGUUCAGUGAAGAGUGUUCUGGAGGGACCAACCUAUGCGAACGACUGUGUUAAGUUCGUACAACUUCAGCUCAGAGAUGACUGUGUUGAGGAGGGAUAGAAGUGAGACAUUUGAAGGGUGUAAAUGGGAAGUUAUUUUUAGUUUUUGAGGGGGGUCCAUAGCUAGGAGUAUACUAUACUAUAGCCCCUAUACUGUUUUUAUUCCUCCUACCUGUUAUGUUUUUGUCUUAAACUAGGUUAUAAACUCUCUUUGAGGCUGGGACUGCCUUUUGUUAGAGGUCAAAACAGCACCUAGCACCAUGGUGCUCCAACCUAGUUGUGGCCUCUUGGCACAAGUACAAUGCAAAUUAGAAUAUUCUCUAAAGUUCACUUCAAAUCCUUCUGAAAGAUAGCAAAGGUCCCCCUUGCAAUCCUCAGUGUCAAAGGCGCGCUCAGCAUACAAGGCCUCUACAGGAUUCUCAGUCAAGCAAGCUUCAUGCUAAGCUACUAAGAAAUCUUCUCACAUCAGCCUGCUUAGCUUUUAGGAAUCUUAAUGGGUCAGGAUGGGUGAAUGGUCUAGAAAUUAUUUUGACAUUUCACGACAAUCUUCCUUAGAGUGGUACAAUUCUGAUUUAGGAGGGAUCAUUAGGGCUAAGCUUUCAAAUUUCUGUUAAAAUCUUCUCUACUUAUAAUCAGAGAGCUCAGUCUCCCAGAGAAAGCAUUUCUCUUUGAAUUCAUUUUGUACAGUAACAAAAACAUUGUCCAGAAACACCUGUCUGUAAAACCUGGACCAGAACUCUUCUCAUAUGUCAUGGAAUUAAUUGUUUCCUUUAGCUCAUGUAUCAUAGAAUCAUAGAAUAUCAAGGUUGGAAGGGACCUCAGCAGGUCAUCUAGUCCAACCCCCUGCUGAAAGCAAGACCAAUCCCCAGAUCCCUAAAUGGCCCCAUCAAGGAUUGAACUCACAACCCUGGGUUUAGCAGGCCAAUGCUCAAACCACUGAGCUAUCCCUCCCCCUUAGAGAAACAAGGGCCUGGAACUCUUUUAUCUUCACAGAAAACUCUGGGAAUUUCAGUGCUCUUCCUUGUGGGAUAACCCUCUUGUCCCUUGAAAGAUUUUUAAUUUUUUUUCUGCUGGACCCUGUUUCUCCUACAGCCUGUUCAUGCCCACUUUCUCAGCACAUGGAAGGCGACAAGCUUUGUAAGGGCAUCUGAAGAAGUGGGUUUUUUACCCACGAAAGCUUAUGCCCAAAUAAAUCUGUUAGUCUUUAAGGUGCCACCAGACUCCUUGUUGUUUUUGAGGAUACAGACUAACACAGCUACCCCUCUGAUACAUUGUAAGGGCGUAUGAUAUGUACAUGGCAGACAUAAAUGAAAAGCAAUUUCCUUAAGCAGUGGGAGGAAAAGCAUGGCUUCCAGAGUGGUACUCAUGCGUGGAUUUAGCAAGGUGUUAACAAGGCUGCUGAAGUUUCACAAGCAAUAGCAGAAAAUGGUGCUGAAUGAGAAAAUAAUGUAUUGUUAUGCAGGGCGUUGAUUGAAAAUUUAUUGAAGCUGGUGGGUGGAACAGCUGCCCUUCAUUCAGAAUAAAUGUAAAAAGCAAUUAAGCUCCUUAAUAGAAUAGAUAUCAGAAACAAUAGGCGCCUCUGCCCAAAAUGCAGGCUUCUGGCAAGGUCCGUCAGGAAUCUGAGCUAUGUAGGCAGAAGGGUUUCACUGGGAACUGAUUGCAAAUGCAAGCGGCUGCAUAUUGUUUGGUGGGGUGUGUGUGUGUGUGAGAGAGAGAGAGAGAUUGAGAGAAGGAAGCCCAGAGACAGCAAAAAAGCACUUUUAGCAUGAUCCUGAGAAAAAGCUGAGAGCUUUGGGUAAAGUGCUGGCUGGAAAGAGGCUUGGAACAAUGAGCAAAGAAACUGUCUUCAGUUGUUUGAUUCUGCCUGUGUUCAGGGAAACAGGACUUUGUGUACACUUUUUGUAAAUAAAUAGGGUUCCAUCAAAAAAAUACCUGGCUCUCAUCAAUUUCUCCCCUUAUUGAAAACAACCUGCAAGAAUCCAAAUAUUGGCUAACCACUUGGGUCAAAAAGAGAUAAAAAUGUUCAAUUUGCAAGCAUUGUAUGUAAGUUUUUAGGGUGUAAUUGGUGAAAAUUGUUUUCUUUUUCUGGAUUUUAAUGUUGAUGGUCCUGUGAAUCCCUACAUUUCAAGAGAUUAUCUAAAAAUCCAAAUGCCGAAACUGGCUUAUUUUCCUGUUGGGAUAAAAAAGUUGUAUCAGAUUUAAUAAUUUUAUUAAGGUGUUAAAAUAAAAGAAAUGGUACAGAGUUUAAGAGUAGAAGUUUCUGGUUAUCAGGGAAUAAGGUACAGAUUAUCAAGGGGUGCAAAGUUCGAUUUAGGAUCGGAUGGCGU